Messenger RNA from Arachis ipaensis, 648 nucleotides. The record is from RefSeq and is a predicted model, not a curated record. NCBI's taxonomy places the organism in Eukaryota, Viridiplantae, Streptophyta, Magnoliopsida, Fabales, Fabaceae.
AUGUUCAGGACCCUUCAGCUGGAGGUAAGAAAAAAAACCGAUUGUGUGGUUCGAUCAACUGAACAAAAGGGAGAUACAAUUUCUAUUAAAGUGGACGAGCAGAAGGUAUUUUGGGGGAAGCCUGUCUACCAUACUUUCAUAGUAGAGUUUGACCCUCUGAGUCGAAAGAGUCGGUGCGAGUGCAACAAGUUUGAAUCCGUUGGUAUAUUGUGUUGCCACAUCCUUGCGGUGUGCUCAUACUAUAGAGUUGACACAGUCCCGAGUUGCUAUGUUCUUCCUCGAUGGAGUAAGAAUGUCAUCCGCAAGCACACUUACAUUAAGAGUAGCCAUGACGUGGCUCGAAGUAAUGAAACCCACAAUUUGUUCAAGCAUCUGUGUUCGGAGUUCUAUAACGUUGCUCAGGAUUUUGUUGCUUGUGAUGAGGAAGCAGCCAUCUUGCGAGCUGCCCUUUCAGAUGCAAAGUCCAGGCUGACUGAUUACCGUGCCAGCAUGCGUUCCACUACUCUUGAUGGGACUCAGAAUACGAUGCCCACACAGAGCACAGGCGGUGUUAUUUUACAUGACAUACAGGGACCUUCAAGGGUUAAAACCAAAGGACAGCCGAAGGGUAAAAGACUUGGAGCAGAGUUGGACAAGUUAAUUAAGUAG